Dichomitus squalens LYAD-421 SS1 is the source of this 1358-nucleotide messenger RNA. RefSeq lists its product as uncharacterized. The coding region runs from base 29 to 1288 and encodes 419 amino acids. The transcript has 3 exons. The record is from RefSeq and is a predicted model, not a curated record. NCBI's taxonomy places the organism in Eukaryota, Fungi, Basidiomycota, Agaricomycetes, Polyporales, Polyporaceae.
GUUCCCCGUCCUGUAUUAACAGUCCACUAUGACCGAAGAUGUUGACAUGGACGCCCCUCAAAUCUCUACACUAAGGGAGGACACCACUCCAGAGCCGAAUCCCGCUCGGUCGAAAUUCAGGGUCAAACUGCUUGUCGGAGACAAGGGCGAGGGCUCGAAAGCCAGCUCUGUAUCUAGUAAGCACGGUCGCGGAGACAGCGAUGACGAAGACGAAGACGAAGAAGACGACGAAGAGGAGGACCAACUCAUUGACGAUGAUGACGAGGAGGUCGCCCGGCCGGCUCGCGCAAUACCGCCCCAAGUGACCGCCCCACCAAGAGGCUCGCCCGGCCGCCGAGCUGGAAGAGGACGCGGAGGUGGUAGACGAGGACGAGGCGGCGGACGUGCUGGUGCGCCGGUUCUUGCGCCCGGUAUGAUUGGGCUUGAACCUACGUCUCUAGAAGUAAUCUCGGCCCCAGAAAUCCGCGCGGAAGUCCUCGAUCCCAAUGUUGCCGCAAGUGGUAGUGCGCUGUCUCAGCCUACUGGAAGAAAGAAGCCGGGCCCUUCCAAAGGUUCAACGCAGCGUGGUGCUCGCAAGAAGGCAUCAAAGCCCAGUGUGAAGGGCACAGUCAACAUACUCAAGGACGCAGAUGCAGAGAGCGUGAGUGAAGCGUAUGCUGGGACAGCUGCUUCAUCUCCAGCCCCACACGACGGCUCUCCCGAGCCUGACAUUCCUCUCUCUUCCAUCAUCCCACACCCGCACCCUAUCAUCGAUGACGCCCCAUUGGACGGCGUACCGCUUCCCGUCUACCCCCUUCCAUCCAAGCCGUUCCCCGUCCAACCCCCACCGAAGAUUGGGACAGGUUUCGCCCCGGUGAUCCCCCUCGACAAAAGCGGAAAGCAUGUACGGAAGUGGCGACAAGUCAACCGCGAAGUCCGUGGCAUAGCAGGAGGCCGUUGGUUCGUUAGGUCAUGGGUGGGUGAGAAGGAGUCCGAAUUCGCGGCUGCAGUUGCUGCCUCCCAAGCCGCCGCGCAGAGCGCCGCCGCUGACGGCCUCUCUGCUGCCGGUCUCUCGCUACCUAAGCUCUCCUCUGUCUCCAUUUCUGGAACGGGUCGCGGUCGGGGACGAGGUGCAAGACACAAUGUGGCGGACCACGCGUCUACGGUUGCGUCCUCUCGCGCGGGCUCUGCACUUCCAGACAGUAUCUCUGCGCAGCUCUCCAAAAAGCGCGGCAGCGGGCCUAGCACCCCCUCGUUGGAUAUUCCAGUUGUUUCGGUCCCUGUGGUUCCUCUACCUGCUGCUCCCUAGACGUACUCGGGCAAUCCUCUCGCUUGGACUGUAGACCGUCAGAUAGUGCCCAGUUGUACCUGUAUCAUCG